This is a messenger RNA of Gossypium arboreum, 736 nucleotides long. RefSeq names its product 40S ribosomal protein S15a-5. Gene Ontology annotation, biological process: translation. Gene Ontology annotation, molecular function: structural constituent of ribosome. Bases 179 to 568 code for a protein of 129 amino acids. NCBI's taxonomy places the organism in Eukaryota, Viridiplantae, Streptophyta, Magnoliopsida, Malvales, Malvaceae. The transcript has 3 exons. Gene Ontology annotation, cellular component: cytosolic small ribosomal subunit; ribosome. The record is from RefSeq and is a predicted model, not a curated record.
GAUGAACAGGACUAACGUGAAAAGAUUAAAACUCAAAUCUUCUCAAAACAAACUAGGCCGAUUGGAUCGAGAGAGGCCCCGACCAUAGCCCAGGUUUUGGGCCUUUUGGCGGCAUUAUUAUUUUCGCGGCGUUUUUAGCUGUUCACCGAUCAUCACCGAAAACUGGGGAGAGAUAGAGAUGGGAAGGAGGAUUCUAAAAGAUGCGUUGAGAUCAAUAGUGAAUGCAGAGAAGAGAGGCAAAGCAACGGUGGAAUUGAAGCCGAUCUCCACCGUCAUAUCUUCCUUCCUCACUAUAAUGAAAGACCGAGGAUACAUCAGGAACUUUGAGCUUUUCGAUCCGCAUAGAGUUGGGAAGAUCACAGUUGAACUACAAGGCAGGGUAAACGAUUGCCGAGCACUCACUUACCGGCAGGACAUCAAAGCGAAGGAUAUCCAGAAGUACACAACAUUUAAACUUCCAACUCAGCAGUGGGGUUAUGUUGUGAUUUCAACUCCCGAUGGUAUUUUGGAUCACGAAGAAGCCAUUAGAAGGAAUGUGGGUGGGCAGGUUCUUGGUUAUUUUCAUUAGACUUCAUUUUUUAUGCGCACUUUCAGAUAGAAAAAGGGGAAGAAUAGUUGUUCAGGGUCGGGUUUAUCCAAUAACUAUCCGAAGUUUUCAUUGAAUAUCGAUCACUAGAACAUAGCAUAAGCAAUGUUCGGAAUCAAUAUUUUUUUUAUAACAAUCUAGUAUUCUUUA